UCUCCGUGUGUUUAUCCGCUGCUAGUGCACUUGUUAAAUUAGCCCCUUAACCAACUCUGGGAACGGAUUUUGCAAUGAACUCUGCAUCCAAGGUGGGAGAAAUCUUUACCGCCGCCGGAGCGGCAUUCAACAGUUUGGGUGAACUAACGAUGCAGCUGCACCCAUCGUCGGAUUCGCCAACCGGGAGCAAGUGGACAGAUGAAGAAAUAGACAUGCUCCGUUCCGCAGUGACUCGAUUCAGUGAAGAUCUGAACAAAAUCAGCCAGCGCAUCAAAGGUCGAACGGUUUCCCAAAUACGCCACACACUGAAAAAGAAGGCUUUCGAAGAUGCCGGUCUGCCGGUGAGACAGCUGGCGACGCAACCAUCGGCCCCCCACACUCACCACCAUCUGCAGCAGCCGCACCAGAUAGUGGUGGCGUCCUCGGCGAUCAAUGCAUUCGAUGAACCAGCCCCACCGACUACCGUUCUCGGCGAUCCCAGCAUGGUGAUGGAUUCGGUCAUCAAAGAGGAUAAGAGUGAGCUGUCCAGUGGGCUGCUGUGCCAACCGUCGAUGCUCGAUUCAGCCUCGAUGACGCUGAAUCGGCUCAACACCCAGGAGCACGAGGCGGACGUGGAAGGGAUCACCGGCACGAGCGAAAUGAAGCUGGAGUUCGAAGCCGGCACGGAGGAAGUGGCCGGGUGAAACGAGGUGGACUACUUCUUCAGCGAACCUAAGGAGUAGCCCAGUGCCGGACCGGCGCUGCCGAUGCCGAUGUCAAAAACAAGCUGUAACACGACGAUCGAUCGACGGGAGGAUACGAUGGAACGAUAGCCAUACGAUUUACGAGACUCUCAACUACUAAUUGCUGUAGCGCAAUAGGAAUUCACUAAAUUAUGUUAACGAAUGUACAAAGCGAAGGGCAUUUGGCUUCCCAACUGUAAUCACAGAGGCCACCGUUUACGCCCUGCUACGAAAUA
Messenger RNA from Anopheles cruzii, 958 nucleotides. Its product is annotated as chromatin complexes subunit BAP18. The transcript has 4 exons. Gene Ontology annotation, cellular component: MLL1 complex; NURF complex. The record is from RefSeq and is a predicted model, not a curated record. NCBI's taxonomy places the organism in Eukaryota, Metazoa, Arthropoda, Insecta, Diptera, Culicidae. The coding region runs from base 75 to 683 and encodes 202 amino acids.